This is a messenger RNA of Chelmon rostratus (copperband butterflyfish), 2256 nucleotides long. RefSeq names its product SWI/SNF related, matrix associated, actin dependent regulator of chromatin, subfamily d, member 3b (gene smarcd3b). The record is from RefSeq and is a predicted model, not a curated record. Gene Ontology annotation, biological process: regulation of transcription by RNA polymerase II. The transcript is spliced from 14 exons. Gene Ontology annotation, cellular component: nucleus; SWI/SNF complex. NCBI's taxonomy places the organism in Eukaryota, Metazoa, Chordata, Actinopteri, Chaetodontiformes, Chaetodontidae. The coding region runs from base 92 to 1645 and encodes 517 amino acids.
GGGAGGGGAACAGGAGGCUGGGUGAAGGGAGAGGGAAAGACAAAAGAAGGAGAGGGGAGACAUAGCAGGGUGAACGGAGGGGACUGAGCAAAUGGCUACGGAGGAGACGGCGGGGGGAGCCAGGAAAGCCACCAAGAGCAAACUGUUUGAGUUCCUGGUCCAUGGAGUGCGUCCUGGCAUGCCGUCUGGAGCGAGGAUGCCCCACCAGGGAGCUCCCAUGGGCCCCCCCGGCCCACCGUACGGAGGAAGCCCGGCGGUGCGGCCCGGCCUGCCCACCCCGGUGAUGGAGCCCAGUCGUAAGAGGCCUGCCCCCUCCCAGCAGGUUCAGCAGCAGCAGCAGCAACAGCAGCAGCAGCAGCAGCAGCAGGCCGUCCAGAACCGGGCCAGAAAGAAGCCAGUCGGAUUCCCCGGAGCCAAUGAGAUGCCGGCGAGGCAGAUGGACAUGAGAGAGCCCCAAUCAGAUCCCACGCUCGGAUCAAAUGCUAAGAGAAGGAAAAUGGCAGACAAGAUUCUUCCGCAAAGGAUCCGUGAGCUGGUCCCGGAGUCUCAGGCCUACAUGGAUCUGCUGGCCUUCGAGCGCAAACUGGACCAGACCAUCAUGCGCAAACGUGUGGACAUCCAGGAAGCACUGAAGAGACCAAUGAAGCAGCAAAAGCGUAAACUGAGACUUUACAUAUCCAACACCUUCAACCCUGCCAGACCUGAUGCUGAUGACUCAGACGGCAGCAUUGCAUCGUGGGAACUGCGGGUAGAGGGGAAGCUGCUGGAUGACCCGGGGAAGCAGAAGAAGAAGUUCUCUUCGUUCUUUAAGAGCCUCGUGAUCGAGCUGGACAAAGAACUCUACGGUCCUGAUAACCACCUGGUUGAGUGGCACCGCACACCCACCACCCAGGAGACGGACGGCUUCCAGGUGAAGAGGCCGGGAGACGUGAGCGUGCGCUGCACUCUGCUGCUGAUGCUGGACUACCAGCCUCCCCAGUUUAAGCUGGACCCUCGCCUGGCCCGCCUGCUUGGCAUUCACACUCAGACCCGCUCCUGCAUCAUCCAGGCCCUCUGGCAGUACAUCAAGACCAACAAGCUGCAGGACUCCCAUGACAAGGAGUACAUCAACUGUGACAAGUAUUUCCAACAGAUAUUCGACUGCCCUCGGCUGAAGUUCUCUGAGAUCCCUCAGCGUCUCACCAACCUCCUCCUACCCCCCGACCCCAUCGUCAUCAACCACGUUAUCAGCGUGGAUCCCAACGACCAGAAGAAGACGGCCUGCUACGACAUCGACGUGGAGGUGGAGGACCCCCUGAAGAGCCAGAUGAGCAGCUUCCUCCUCUCCACCGCCAACCAGCAGGAAAUCGCCUCGCUCGACAACAAGAUCCACGAGACCAUCGAGUCCAUCAACCAGCUGAAGAUCCAGAGGGACUUCAUGCUCAGUUUCUCCAGGGAUCCCAAGGGCUACAUCCAGGACUGGCUCAAAUCCCAGAGCCGAGACCUCAAGCUGAUGACAGACGUGGUGGGGAACCCCGAGGAGGAGAGGAGGGCGGCGUUUUACCACGAGCCCUGGUCCCAGGAGGCCGUCAGCCGCUAUUUCUACUGCAAGAUCCAGCAGAGGAGACAGGAGCUGGAACAGGCCUUAGCUGUGCGCAACACCUAAACCAGGACCCUCCUGAAUCCCUGCAUCUGAUUUCAGAGCUGUGUGUGUGUGUGUGUGUGUUUGGACGUGUGUGAGGCCAUCGCUGUAGUCUGGUGAAACCUUAUACCUCUAAAAAUGUCGGUAAACUAAAGAAAUAAUUGCCUUGUGUUGACGACGCCAAAUCAGAGGUUUUUCAGAGGUUUUGAAAUUAGAAGAGGAGGCUUUCCCCUCGCGGCAGCGGUGACGUGCACGUAUGGAAGCCGGAUCUCGUCCCGUUUUUUGUGCCGGACCGUGAGGACAUGGUCAUUAACCGCAUGUAUUCAUCCCCCCCUCCCCUCCAGAGGUCAAGCCCCCAGACCACAGGCAUCCUCAGACUCACCACCUCAUAAACAAAACCUCCUCUUCCAUCCGCUACACUCUGCUUUGUAAAUAUGUCUAAAGACGUCAAGAGAAAACUCUGGACCGGCUGCUCACACACACACACACGCACAUACACGCACAAGCACACACACACACACGCACACACACACCGCUGUGUUUUUGGACUCUCAUCUCAAAGAGUUUGCUACUGUGACCGUCUGAAAUGUAACAUGAUGUAAGCCGGUGUCACAGCCGAUCCUCGCGGCGCUCUG